GAUUUUAAACGUAACAUCACAAUGACGUUAAAUGAUGCACAAGGCUCUACAUAUACUUGCAACAAGGCAUAUCUCAUCGAUGACACAGCUAUGGAUCUAUUAUGUGAUGCUCAGAUCUUAACGACACAUCUAACACUGACAGGCCAGGACGUUGGAUACCUGUGCUCACUCAGUAUCAGUGGAGGUAAAAAUAUCAAAGGAGUAUAUGUAUAUUUUAAUUUAAAAGGUGAAGUCAAACUAUUACCUAUGGCUCCAUUUCUUGGUGUAUUGAAUUUUUUUUUUUACUUGGGAAAUUUUUACUAAUUUGACUUUGAUUAAAUUUUGUUUAGGAUAUUUCUAUUUCUUGACAAUGUUUCAAAUAAGCAACUAUAUAUGUCACAAUAUUUAAUUAUAAAGAAUCAUAUAGGUUGCAUAAUACAUCCAUAAUUAGACAAAGCAAUAAAUAAUUCGAACAAUUGUGAAUUUUUACAUAAUUUACAAAAUAUAUUAAUAUUUCACUUCUUGAAAUUACCAGCUAUUGUGCAAUUUUAUUAGAUAUUUUUUAUUGAAAAUUAAUUAAUCUUCCUUAAUUAUCAACACAUUAUUUUAAUUUCUUAUCGGAUUAUUCAUAAUGUAUGUGUCACAAACUAAGAGCAUACAAAAGUACUGCUAAUCAUUGUAUAUUUCUUGGCUAGUUUAAUCCUUAAACUUACGCACCAAUAUUCAUCUUCUUUAAAGCUAUUAAUAUAGGUGAGAUAAAUUACAAUUUGAAAAAGGGAUGUAAUCUAAGUUUUACAACAUAGAUUAACGAAACAGAUAUAGUUCUAUAAACGAGUAACUUUGUAACGUAAUGGCACUAAAGAUCAUGGCUUUUAAAAGUUAUGGAUAAUUUAAAUAUAGCAUUUCCCAUUCACCGCUAUAUUUUGUAUUUAAAAUGAUUAGGUAUAAUGAGAUAUUAAAAGACAUUUUUGAGACUAAAUUGUUUAGUUAAAAGUGUUACAACUUAUUUCAGGACGCAAUGUCGCACUUAAACAAAGAGCUGUGCAAUCAAGUGAUUACAAUAAUAUUUACAUUGCGGAUAAAGCUGUAGAUGGUAACAGAAAUACAGACAUUGGUCAAAACUCUUGUACUCGUACAAAUGACCCCGAUGCCCAACCAAACUGGAAUGUAAAAUUCUCGAACAUUAAACUGGUAAACAGAUAUGUGUUGUUCAAC
This is a messenger RNA of Lymnaea stagnalis (great pond snail), 1194 nucleotides long. Lineage: Eukaryota; Metazoa; Mollusca; Gastropoda; Lymnaeidae. The record is from the annotation of a GenBank genome assembly.